GAAAUGUAGAGUGAUAACCACAUUCUCCUGGGCUACUGUCAUCGAUGUACCUCUUGACGGGCUCGCUGCUUCUGUCCCGUCUUGCCACUUCCCGAACCUCUUGGCUUCCGUGUCGUCAUCUUCCUUCUGUCAUCUCGUGCGCCAACGCCACUCGUUACUUGUCUAUGCAGCCGAUCACAACACCUUUGACGCAGGCGGCCACAUUUCUCGUCUUACGCGUGUUGGACAAGCCCGACGCUGUGGACAAGGUGCGCGCUGCGCUAGCGAGAACCUCAGAUCUGUCAAAGAAUGUGGCGGUACGCGACCAGACCGCGGCGUUUGCCUGCACGGUGGGCAUCGGCAGUGACGCGUGGGACCGCCUCACGCGCGCCGCACCUCGGCCCAAGGAGCUGCACCCCUUUGUCGAGAUGCGAGGCGCCAAGCACACGGCUCCUUCGACGCCUGGCGACGUUCUCCUGCACAUCCGUGCCGAGCGCAGAGACCUCUGCUUUGAGUUUGAGAGGCAAAUGAUGGAUGCACUCGACGGCGCGGUCGAUGUCAUUGAUGACACCACUGGCUUUCGCUAUUUUGACGGCCGUGAUCUCUUGGGUUUUGUUGACGGCACAGCCAAUCCUGUGGGCAGCGAUGCUUCGAACUCUGUUUUUGUAGAAGCAGACGAUGGCGAUCCAGCAGCAACCGGCGGGAGUUAUGUUGUGGUGCAAAAGUACUUGCACGACAUGCGGGCCUGGCGCACGCUGCCUACCGAACGGCAGGAGAGUAUCGUAGGCCGGCAAAAACUCGACAAUGUCGAGCUCGAUGAUGCGGCUGAGCCCGAGCAAAAGUCGCACAAGACGCUGGCAUCCGUCGAAGGGCACGACAUUUUGCGCGACAACAUGCCCUUUGGAUCGCCGGGAACCGACACAUUUGGCACCUACUUUAUCGGCUACUCACGUAAACUCUGGGUCACGGAGCGUAUGCUCGAGCGAAUGUUCGUGGGUGAUCCUACAGGAAAGCACGAUCGCAUUCUCGACUACUCGCGGCCGGUUACUGGGUCAACGUUCUUUGUGCCGUCGGCAGAUAUGCUCGAGUCCCUUGGCGAUUGAAAUCCGAAGCGAUUUGCAUGCAUUGACGAAGAGCUUGCGCGAACCUCGCAGAACGUAAUCAAUGAGUC
Acaromyces ingoldii is the source of this 1150-nucleotide messenger RNA. Its product is annotated as Dyp-type peroxidase. Lineage: Eukaryota; Fungi; Basidiomycota; Exobasidiomycetes; Exobasidiales; Cryptobasidiaceae. Gene Ontology annotation, cellular component: cytosol. Bases 45 to 1082 code for a protein of 345 amino acids. The record is from RefSeq and is a predicted model, not a curated record. Gene Ontology annotation, molecular function: heme binding; peroxidase activity. The transcript has a single exon.